Messenger RNA from Cydia pomonella (codling moth), 4553 nucleotides. Its product is annotated as MIP18 family protein galla-1. Bases 273 to 1535 code for a protein of 420 amino acids. Gene Ontology annotation, biological process: autophagosome assembly; protein localization to phagophore assembly site; mitophagy. The record is from RefSeq and is a predicted model, not a curated record. The transcript has 2 exons. Gene Ontology annotation, cellular component: Atg1/ULK1 kinase complex; extrinsic component of membrane; cytosol. NCBI's taxonomy places the organism in Eukaryota, Metazoa, Arthropoda, Insecta, Lepidoptera, Tortricidae.
GAAUACAAUCCGACAGUGCCUCACUGUUCAUUGGCGACGCUCAUAGGACUGUGUAUACGGAUUAAAAUCCAGCGAUCAUUGCACCAUCCUGUAAAACUGGAUAUUUAUAUCAAAAAAGGCGCACAUACAACUGAAGAUGAAAUCAACAAACAGAUCAACGACAAGGAGCGUAUUGCGGCCGCAAUGGAGAAUCCUAAUUUAAGGAACCUUGUUGAGAACUGUAUAGCGGACGAAGAAUAGAAGUUUACGAGAAAAGCUUUAGAGUAGUUACCAUGGCACCAGACGCAGCAUUCUCGAACCUCAGUGACAAGAACGAAUUUACUAAAUUCACUAGAUUCCUCGCCUAUAAAGGAGUUCAGGUCAUAGUAGAAUCCAGAAAAGGAGUAAAAAUUGAGCUGAGCAGUAAGCUUCUAACUUCUGACUCUGAUUGGUUCAAUCUCCAAAUACCAGACUCUCCAGAAGUCAACCAAGCUACCAAAAAUGCUCUGCCAUCAGACAGAGUACUGGAAACUAUACGAUCACAGUUGCAUGUUGAAAUAUCAGUGCAAACUGAAGAUGGCGACGAAAUGGUGCUGGAACUGUGGACUUUGGGACUCGAUGAGACACAAUUUGAUACUUCUCUCAAAGCAAUGAACACUGUUUAUUUUCGAAUGGGCAUACUUUUAAAGUCCUUGAUAACUAUCACGAGGAUUACGCCAGCCUAUCAUUUAUCACGAAAACAACGAAUGGAAUCUUUCACUAUAUUCUACAGGGUAUAUAAUGGAGAACCUAAAGUUAAAUCGUUAGGAGAUUCUGUGAAAAACAUCCAAGCUGGAACUCUUAAAACUCCUCUAGGAGGCCUAUGUUUUUCCGUUGCUUACAGAACCAACUUCUCAAUUUCACCUAAUCGAACAGAUAAGAGUAAGACCUUACUGUUAAAGAGUGAUCACUUUGAACUGAGUCCUAAGCAUGUAAUAUUUGAGUGCAAAAAGAAAAAAGAACAGAAAGAUAAAGAAUACAAGCCUCUUAAACAAGUUGACCUGAAUAAACCAUUACGGUUAGCUGCUUUUGUUGAUGAUGAAGUCAUUCAGAGGGCUAUAGAGGAAUUCUUUAAAAAGAUACCUAUCCCUAAGUGUAGGCAGAGGGAGAGGCCCAGAGUCAAAACGCCUCCCAAAGAAUACCCCAUAGAAUCCAAGAGCACACAGGAUUUGGACACAACUGUUCUCUCAAAGAGUCCAACGUCGUUUGAGAUGCCUCCUAGAAAAUUUGCCGGUUUCAGAAGUGAAACUGAACCUCCAUUAAAAUUGCUUCAAUUUCCUUUCGCCGACAACCACCCUAUUAGAGAUUUAGCAGAGUUCUACAAAGAUUUCUUUAAUGCUCCUCACUUGAAGUUAGCUGACGAAUUGGCUUCUAUUAAGAGCUCUGAUUCAGUUAAGGAAAAUGUUGAAAACAACGAUGAUUUAUCAAAAGACUUGGAACUGUAUGAGAGUUCCGUGCAAGAGUUUGACGAUCUUUUAGCUGAGAUGUGUCGUUCGGCAGAAUGGAGUGGGAACUAGGGAACAUUGGUGAUGGGAAAAGACUGAUAUUGAAUGGUUACUAUAAAGGUUUUAAUGUUAAGCCAGGUAUAAAGUACUUGAUGUGAAAAACAAGGUAGCAAAAAAUUAUGAGUGUAUAAGUUGCAGUCUGCUGUAAAAGUUGUAUGAAAUGCAAAUUCAAUUCAAGAACUACAUUUGUUUGCUAUAAACAUGAAAUAGAAAAAAAAAAGCGAAAAUAUCUAUUUUAUUCUGUUAAAUUUAAUUCACUUAAAAAUAUUGGCAAACUGCCCUGUUACACUUUUUAUAUUUUAGGAACCUUUGAAUUUCAUAUAAUGUAAUUUACUGGUAACUUUUUAUGUAAAUAAUGAAUUAUAUACUGGUUUACUGCUAUAGUUAAAUGUUAUUAUUAUAAUAUCAAUAUGUAAAUUAGAUUACAGUCAUUUUAUAGUACCUAAAUACUUGUCCAUAUUUUAAUUGCUGGCCAAUGUAAGUCCGUCAAAUGUUAUUUUUAUUCCUAGAACUUUUUCUAGCAAAAACAUGGGAUUUAGCAAGAUGAAAUAUCAACAUAACUGUUAUUGAUAAGCCAAGCAAGUCAAAAACAAAUAUAAAAGAAAGUUAUAAUGAGUUGUACCUAAAGCCUAUAGUUCAUACUACGUUACGUUAGUAAUUAGUCAAAUAGCAAGUAUUUUAGGUAACUAAAAUCGGUCAACUGACCAAAAAUCACUACAGACGAGCGGCGCGAGCGAGUGACAGUGAGAAGGCAGUGUUUUAAAAUGAAAGACUGGUUCGGACUACGUUAAUUUAGUCAAGUGGCGAGUAUUUUAAAUACUAAACGUGUCUGAACACUAAAAAUUUAGUCAAGUAGAUUAGUAAGAGUGGCGGGGCUUAAUCGCCAGAAAAAAUAGAAUACAAUGGAUCCACUCCACCAAAUCGCUGACUUAUCUACUCAUCUUAUUUUUUGGUGUUCAGACACGUAAUACUCGUCUGAAUUACUAAGGUAGUCCAAAAUUAUCGGUAUUUCAUGUGAAGAAUCCCUCUUUUUUGCUUUUAACCAUUUUUAACAUACUUAGUUGUCUGAUAUAUCAUUCGUUUUAUGUACAGUAGGUACAUAAAUUAGUGAAAUUUUGGCCUUGAAAAUCGCACCAAUAAUCGUCAUGGUGAAACUUAAGUAAAAUGUAUGCGAUUUUUAGUAAUAAAAAAUGCUUUUACCGGUGUUAUUACAACUUAUUUUUCUUUACUCUAAAACUUAAUGUACACAACACCUAAGAUAAGAUAGGACAGUUACCCAAGCAUUCUUUAGCUUUUUUGUGUGAUCCUCCUUGAGCCUUGGUGAGCUACAAUAGAAUUAUACAAUAUAACUUGGGGCAAAGUGGAUCUUAUAUACAGGUUGAUUUUUAAGUCGUGAAUAGUAACCACAUAUCCCGAUAAAGCAUCCUCAAAGUAACGAGGAACGCUAAUUUAAAUGACAGUUAAUUAGUUCCUUAAUUGUGACGUUCUCAAGCAAAAGGUACCACAUUGUCGCUUACCAUAAGGACGAAAUUUGCUCGUAUCUUUAUACGAAUAACCUAUCAGAGCGUCCUUAUGGCAAGCGACACUGUUGUACCUUUUCUGAAGAACGACACAAUUAUUUUUUUCGAUAAAAAAAAUAUCCCUAUUUAUCAAUAUUCAUCAUAGUCACCUUACUAGUCACGUGACGUAGUAUCAAUGUAAACAACGUAAUGUCGACUUAAAUGGUAUUCCGCCUCUCUAAUUGGUCUCAUUAGACAAAAUGUGAGAUGCAUAAACAAAAUGGACAAUUACAAUAUCAAUUAAAAAGCGGCCAAGUGCGCGUCGGACUCGCGCAUGAAGGGUUCCGUACCGUUUAAGACGUAUUAAAAAAAAUCUACUUACUAGAUCUUGUUCAACAUUUUACCACUUUGGAAAGUGUCUCUCGCGCAAACUAUUCAGUUUCGAAAAAAAUGAUAUUAGGAACCUAAAUAUCAUUUUUGAAGACCUAUCCAUAGAUACCCCACACGUAUGGGUUUGAUGAAAAAAAAUUUUUUUAAAUUUUAUGACGUAUUAAAAAAAAAAACUACUCACUAGAUCUCGUUCAAACCAAUUUUCGGUGGAAGUUUGCAUGGUAAUGUAUAUCAUAUAUUUUUUUAGAUUUUUCAUUCUGUUAUUUUAGAAGUUACAGGGGGGGGGGGACACACAUUUUUUCACUUUGGAAGUGUCUCUCGCGCAAACUAUUCAGUUUAGAAAAAAAUGAUAUUAGGAACCUAAAUAUCAUUUUUGAAGACCUAUCCAUAGAUACCCCACACGUAUGGGUUUGAUGAAAAAAAAUUUUUUUAAAUUUUAUGACGUAUUAAAAAAAAACUACUCACUAGAUCUCGUUCAAACCAAUUUUCGGUGGAAGUUUGCAUGGUAAUGUAUAUCAUAUAUUUUUUUUGAUUUUUCAUUCUGUUAUUUUAGAAGUUACGGGGGGGGGACACACUUUUUACCACUUUGGAAGUGUCUCUCGCGCAAACUAUUCAGUUUAGAAGAAAAUGAUAUUAGAAACCUCAAUAUCAUUUUUAAAGACCUAUCCAUAGAUACCCCACACGUAUGGGUUUGAUGAAAAAAGAUUUUUUGAGUUUCAGUUCUAAGUAUGGGGAACCCCCAAAAUUUAUUGUUUUUUUUCUAUUUUUGUGUAAACAUCAUAAUGCGGUUCAUAGAAUACAUCUACUUACCAAGUUUGAACAGUAUAGCUAUUAUAGUUUCGGAAAAAAGUGGCUGUGACAGAAUCGGACAGACAGACGGACAUGACGAAUCUAUAAGGGUUCCGUUUUUUGCCAUUUGGCUACGGAACCCUAAAAAUGAGAUGUGGGCCUGUACUGUAUUACUUGUUUUCGGUAUAUGUACAUACAUGAAAUAAACCAAUGCUAAUGUGAAAUGUAAUUAAUUUUGUACAAAUAGUUGAUUACAAUUUUAAUAGGUAUGUUAUUUUAAUUUAGAAUUCGUUCAUAAAAAAUGUAAACAUUUUACUCUUAUGCCUUAUUAAUAAAAUUCUAUUGAAAUAUC